GGGAGGCUGCGCCGUUACGUUGCGUUUGCCGCCUAGUCUUCGCCUCCACUGCCUUCCUUGGGUUUGCCUUCCACGGAGGAAAAAAGUAACGUCUUGACGGUCAGUUCGGCUGGCGACCGUGGAGAGAAAUUUGUUGCAACGGCAAGAAGUUCGAAUCGUUCUGAGGACCUUGUGGCACCAUCGUUCUCCUCCGCGGAGCGCUAGUUCCCUGUUCGUAUUACAGGACGUGCUUUCGUAUGUAAAACAUGACCUUUUCUCCAGUAGUUAUACGCGCGGCAAUGGUAUCGAUCGCUCCCACACUUCCCAACUGUCUUCACUACCACCAUCGAUAUCCUCCGCCGACGAUCCUAUAACGAUCCAUGUACCAUGCCAAGCAGCAAGACAUACUCAAACUAGACUUUCUAAUCGUUGGAGGAGGUCUGUCAGGGCUGGCCACAGCGCACGCACUCGCAUCGUCUGGUCAUCACGUACGAGUCUUCGAGGCCUCCUCGUACAACACCAACUCUGUCGCCAGUGGCUUCCGAGUAACAUCAAACGGGUGCAAAGUCCUUGAACAAUGGGGUGUCUGGGACGAGUUCACCAAGCUCGGGUGCAAGGUGCCGUCAUGCGAGUUCGUCGAUCUCGUGACGGGUGUGCGAGAGGGAUAUCUUGGAUGGCCAGACGAGGUUUUGAAGGAACUUGGCGGUGAAUUCUAUACAAUAUCCUAUAACGACCUUCGCGAUCUUCUACAUCGCCUCGCUCUCAAAUCAGGAGUCGAGAUAAUAACGAACGCCACUGUGGCCACAGUCCAGCCUCCUAUCUCGGACGAGCCUGAAGAAACCCCUUCAUCACAGUCGGAGCUCGAUCCCACGAAACCCACUGUUACACUUACUACUGGCGAAGUCUACCAAGGUGAUCUUGUCGUAGGCGCGGAUGGACAACGAGGUAUGGUCCGAGAUGUCAUAGAGGAGAUUCCCAGAGCACCACCGGGUGGCAAGGUCAUCUAUAAUGGUAUCCUCCCCGUCGAGACGUUGCAGAGCAACGAACUGUUGCGAGAUAUUUUAGAGAUUCAGAUUCCCAUAUGGAUGGGCAGUGGUUACUACGGUAUUGCAUUUCCUAUUCGUGACUUCAAGUUUUGGUUGUUCCAAUUCUGGCAAAUCGAGGACCUUGACGACAACGAGCCACAGGGAUGGGGAACGACGGUCCCUACUAGCUGCUUGAAGUAUGGUGACAACAUUGAUCCACGACUAAAAAUCGUCAUUGAGCACAUACCCUUCUUCGAGCGCGUAAAAACGGACAUCCUUCCUCACGCCGAAUCAUGGCUGGAUGAGUCAGAAACUAUCUUUAUCACUGGCGAGGCCGCACAUCCGAUGCCCACUUGCGCUUUCACUGCGGCAGCUAUCAUGCUCGAAGAAGCCAGCUUCCUCGGCGCGCUAUUUUCCCACAUCACCAAACGAAGCCAGAUAUCCUCUUUCCUCUACGCCUUCGAAGACGUUCGCCAACCCCGCGCCAGGAGGCUACACGAACUCGAAGACGACAACCAUACAAUACUGCAGUUACCGCCGGGCCCAGCUCGGGAUGCCCGGAAUCACACAUGGGCGGAAGAGAAGAAAGCCAACGAUAACAGCUCGGAGGCAGAGGAUAUGGAGCUCCGGAGACAGUGGCAGGGGUUCUUUGAGAAUUGGGGAUACGAUGGGAGGGAUGCCGCAGAGAGUUGGUGGCACGAGUGGGGCGUGCUCGCACAGAGGGCUUUGCAGUCGCAGAGUGAUGCCGCUGCACAGGAUAAUUCAAAUCCAUGGGGACAGGCGAAUGGAAUCGGGCUCCAGUUCGGGCAGGUUGAUGUCGUGGUUUCCGAGGACUGA
Messenger RNA from Stereum hirsutum FP-91666 SS1, 1841 nucleotides. Its product is annotated as FAD/NAD-P-binding domain-containing protein. Bases 360 to 1841 code for a protein of 493 amino acids. The record is from RefSeq and is a predicted model, not a curated record. Gene Ontology annotation, molecular function: monooxygenase activity; FAD binding. NCBI's taxonomy places the organism in Eukaryota, Fungi, Basidiomycota, Agaricomycetes, Russulales, Stereaceae. The transcript is spliced from 10 exons. Gene Ontology annotation, biological process: secondary metabolite biosynthetic process.